Molecule: messenger RNA, 186 nt
Organism: Pochonia chlamydosporia 170
Lineage: Eukaryota; Fungi; Ascomycota; Sordariomycetes; Hypocreales; Clavicipitaceae
Exons: 1
Coding region: 1-186 (61 amino acids)
Source: RefSeq, a predicted model, not a curated record
AUGACUUUCUGUUUGAUCCCCCUGUCGCAAAUCCACCGUAAUGGACGAUGGACUUGUCUGGUGCUUACAACAUCAGCCCUGCGGACUUGGCGGGUUCUUGAGGGUGCGCUUCAAAAGUCUCCGGAAAUAAACUACCACUCCGACAUGGACAUGGAGCCAGCAGGGGCUGUUUUGGGUAUCGGUUGA